Molecule: messenger RNA, 1089 nt
Organism: Penicillium manginii
Lineage: Eukaryota; Fungi; Ascomycota; Eurotiomycetes; Eurotiales; Aspergillaceae
Product: L-asparaginase
Exons: 2
Coding region: 1-1089 (362 amino acids)
Molecular function (GO): asparaginase activity
Source: RefSeq, a predicted model, not a curated record
AUGUUUAAAAUCACACCCUUUCUACUCCUUCUCGCCCAGGUCUGUUUGUCCACCUCGGCCGCCGUUCCGCAGCUAUCCACUUCUUGCAAACGACAGACCCAUCAAAAUGGAAAUCUACCCAAUGUGACAAUCUUUGGAACCGGAAGGACAAUUGCAAGCAAAGGCACGACCAAUACUCAAACUACUAACUAUAAAGUCGGAGUCACCAUUGAGGCGCUCGUAGAGGCAGUGCCCGAAUUAUGCGAUAUUUCAAAUGUUUCUGGUCUGCAGGUCUCAAAUGUUGAUAGCGGAUCAAUCAACUCCACCGUCCUACUCAACCUCGCCCGAUACAUCAAUGCCGACACGGCGACACCAUCGUCUCACGGCUCUGUCGUGACACACGGGACCGAUACACUUGAGGAAACGGCAUUCUUCUUAGACCUGACAGUGAAGACUCAUAAGCCGGUUGUUAUAACUGGCGCCAUGAGGCCUUCUACCGCAAUCAGUGCCGACGGUCCUUUGAAUCUGUAUCAGUCCGUGAAAUUAGCCGGCUCCGAUGAAGCUCGCGAUCGGGGCGUCCUGGUUGUGUUGAACGACCGGAUCGGAAGCGCAUAUACAACGACGAAGAAUAACGCAAACUCCCUCGAUACAUUUUAUGCUACCGAACAAGGCCAACUCGGCUUUUUCAUUAACCAGGUUCCCAAAUUCUACUCUACUCCAUCGACCCCUCGCAACAAACCACAUUUCAGCACUGGGGAAGCAGAAUCUCUGCCCCAAGUCGAUAUUCUGUACGGAUAUCAAGACGCAAACCCGGCUCUCAUCGAAGCAUCCGUUCGAUCGGGCGCUAGAGGAAUCAUUUUUGCUGGGGUAGGAGCUGGCGGAUGGAGCAAGAGUGGACUGGACGUUGCGCAGAGAGUGUAUAACGAGACUGGUAUUCCAAUGGUGUUUAGUCGGCGGACUGAGGAUGGAUUUUCUGGGGGCGACUCUAUAUACUCAUUUCAGAUGACGAGUGGAUUUUUAAAUCCGCAGAAAGCACGGAUUAUGUUGCAGCUUGCUCUUCUGGAGAAUUAUGGGAAUGAGAAGAUCCGGGAUCUAUUUGAUGGACAGUGA